GUCACGUGAAAGUCUUGUAAAAUGGCUGCCCCCUUGGAGUUGUACUGUUGGAAAGGCGACUAUGGAUUACCUUCAAUAGAUGUCGACUGUUUGACUGUGCUGGCCUAUGCUAAGUUCUCAGGCGCUCCCCUCAAAGUUCACAAAAUCACCAACCCAUGGAGAAGCCCUACAGGUACUCUGCCUGCUCUGAAGACCAGGGAAGAAGGAAGCAUCUCCCAACCCAGUAAGAUCAUCAUUCAUCUCAGGAAACAGAAGUACAAUGCAGACUACGACCUGUCAGCAAAGGAAGGUGCAGAUACGCUUGCCUUUGUUUCUCUACUGGAGGAGAAAUUGCUACCAGCACUGGUCUACACACUGUGGAUAGACUCUAAAAACUAUGUGGAUGUUACACGGUGCUGGUAUACAGAAAACAUCCCCUUCCCUCUCAACUUUCUGUUGCCCAACCGCAUGCACGGCCAGCAGCUGGAGAGGCUGAGACUCGUGAGGGGCGACCCAAUCCUGGAACCCGGUGAACAGCUGGAGAAAGAGCUUUAUCGUGAUGCAUUUGAAUGCAUGACCCACCUAUCGCAAAGACUGGGCUCACAAAAGUUCUUCUUUGGCGAUUCUCCCUCAUCAUUGGACGCGUAUGUGUUUGCACACCUGGCUCCUUUGUUGAAGAUCAAGCUGCCAAACGGAAAGCUUCAGCAACACUUCAACUCUCUGAACAACCUGCAACAGUUCUGCACCAACAUCCUUGGACUCUACUUCCCUUCUGAUGUGCGAGAGCCUCCAGCUCGCAAGAGGCAUGUUCAGCCUGAGAGCGGCGACUUCGACAAUGAGCCCCACAAGCGCCGUAACCAGAUUAUUUCUGUUCUGUUUGCCAUGGGAGCCAUGCUUGGGUACGCUAUCUUCACAGGGAUUGUGACAAUCAGGCGCGAGCAGCCACAGCUGAAGAACUCUAGCCACAAUGAAGAGGAAGAAGAUGAGGACUAAAUGAAGGAUAGGUGUUACCAGGAACAACAAGCGUAUUUUAAUUCUCACCAGCCAUUCAGAGUGGAGCCGCACAUACGAUUACCUCAGCUCUUUUUAAAUCUCCUGUCAUGCACGAGUGCGCUCUGCCAGAGUCGCUCACCUCACGUAGCCUCAGGCGAGCCCCACAUUGGUGCUUUUUCUUUUAUAGUGAUUAUUGUUAAUAUUAUUGUUAUUAUUAUAGUUAUGAUUCUCCAGUGUAGUGACCUGUAAUUUUGUCAGGUCUUGCACAGGCGUUUGGAAUUUUGACUUGAUUUCCUGUUUGGGUAUAUCUCUUGGUCUACAUUGCUGCAAACUUGUCACUUCAGUGAAAAGUCAAACAUUUUGAUAGCAUCUCUUUUCAAAUGGAAAAUAUCUUUAACACUAAUUUGAACAAAGCUGUCUGUUUCGAAACUCUGGCACUUGUGCAAUGGAAUGCCAUAUUUUGUCUCUCUAAAAAUGUAAUAACAGGUACAUGGAUAAUUUUGGAAGCACGCUUCAAAAAUAGAAAUACAGAAGAAAGUAUAUUGACAUUAAAAGCUGCACUGUUAUGCUUUAUCACUUAGAUGGGCUGUAGAUGGGCUGUAAAUAUUGCAUUUCAUUUGGUGCAGUGACCUGCAGACUAAACAUAGUGUCAAACGAUUGACAUUUUCCAACACAUUACAGAAAACUUGCAAAAUAAUCUUACCAGAGAUUCUUAUCUAAAACUAAGCAUCUAGGAGCAUUUUGAAAGCCACUCAAGGCCCGAAGCUUUAUAAAUCAGGUUGAUUUUAGAGCUCUCCAGAGGACUGCUGAGGAGAACGUUAUUAUUUCUUGUCAAAAACUGCGGUUAAGUUGGAGCCUUUGUCCAUUAUACAUUUGGAGUGCUGCAUCUUAAUCUCUCACAGGAAACCGAAGGCACAGUGGGGUCGUCCCUUUUGUUGCUCGGAGACCAGGCCUACCCUGUACCUCACUAAAUUGAACCAUCUCAAAUAUUAUGAAGUUCGUUAUGGAAAUGUAUAGUUAUAACAUGAUUCCACAUUUAUUUACACAAUGUUUCAUUUGAAAAAUAGGCUACUGCGCAUUUUCGGUAUUUUGCUUGUCCAUAAACAAUAAAAUCAGCAUGAGUAUUCUUUGAAGUUGUAUUUAAGGGUUAUAACGGCAAAGUACACAGCUUGAAGGUAAUGCUCUGUUGUUGUUUUUUAGGUUCUGCUAGACUAUUUGGGGAGUUUGAUUAUAGGGUGAUUAGCAAUACACAUUCAAUUGUACUUUUAAAGUAAUUUUUACUUGUAUUACUAAUAUUCAGAUAUAGCCUUGCAAAAUGUAACCUUUGGUUGACUUGUUCCAAUUAUAGCACUGUUAAGUAUCAAGUUCAACAUUUAGAAAAUUGCUGCUGUUCAUGUCCCCUGGGUUUUGAGCUGUCUGUGUUUUUUGUGUAAUGUGAGUGCUUCAAAAGUCAGUAGAAAGACCUCAACAACCCGGUGGGUCAACCUAGACCACUCUCAGUUUGGUUAAAUAAAUCAAGGGCAGAGAGUGCCAUAGAUUUGCUGUUGUGUUACCAUUUCUGACAUUAUUUUUAAGGGCUUUAAAACGUGUUGCCUCAAUUUGAUCUAUCCUCCUAUUAUUCUUAUCAAUACAUACAAUAGCCACAAAAGUAUUAGUGUACUUUGUACAUUAGUGUACUAUGUUAAAUGUCAUUGCAUUGGAUAACAAAAUAUCAAAUCAAGUACAGUAUUUUACAGGGCCGGAGUGGCAAUAGGGAAGAUCGGGAGAAUUCCCGCUGGGCCGGUCAAAAAUCGGUCCGGUUAUGUCCGCAUGUUGAUUGACAAACUUUCAUCAUAUGUCGCAUAACAAUUGACAACAGUCCGUAACAUCCGGUAUUUAAAAGAUCAGAAUUGCGUUCCGUGUUAUAGCGGACGCAGUCUGUAUUUUAUCAUCUCACCCAAACAAAUGAGAAAGUAGCCCGUGAGAGACCAAACUGAUGUGCUUCACUUGACAGCGCGGGAAGGAUCACGGAAGAUCCAUCGAGAACAGAUAGGCUACUAAUAGCUGAAUGGAUGAACGUGCUUCAGGUACAAGAUCAUCACAAGUUUAAUACUGACUGCAGUCUCACAAUCUCAAUUAAUCUCUGAAAUCCUCUUCCCUAGCAGUGCACAAUGAUAAUAGCAAAAUUAUUUUUUGUCACAAAAUAACAGAAUACUUAAAGUAAAUGUAUACAGAUGCAACAGCACGACAGGGAACGAAAAUAAUGGGACUUUACAGUCUCAAAAUAGUAAACUCGAUGAAACAAACGGCACAGAGUACCUUCAAUGUUGUAUCAUGCGAUAAAACCCUCUUAAAGAGACAGUAACCAUUUUGCCUUCGUCCUGAACAUUUACGUUCCAAGUAAAAGAAAAGUACAGCUGUGUUAUUUUUAGUCUUUUAUUUCACUCUUAUCAUUGUAAAAUGGCACGUUUUUGAAUGGCAUGUAAAAACUUAAAAACAAUCACUCAACUUUAAUUGUUUCACUGGAUCUGUUGCUAUUUUAAUGAUCUAAAAUACAAAGCACUGGCCAUUUAAAGUGUGAGCCUGUACAUCUUGAAAGAGUUAUAAACAGUUACAGUUCUAUAGUGUUAUUAUGUGCCUAGAUAGUCUAUAAAAUAAACUUAGUUUACCCAAAAAUUAAAUUUCUCUCAUCAUUAACUCACCCUCAUGCCAUCCCAGAUGUGUAUGACUUUCUGUCUUCUGCUGAACACAAAUUAAGCUUUUUAGAAGAAUUUCUCAGUUCUGUUGGUCCUUUCAAUGCAAGUGAAUGGUGAUCAGAACUCAGAAGGUACAAAAAUCACAUAAAUGCAGCAUAAAAGUAAUCCAUACAACUCCAGUGGUUUAAUCUAUGUCUUCAGAAGUGAUAUGAUAGGUGUGGGUGAGAAACAGAUCAAUAUUUAAGUGUUUUUUUUUUUUUUUUUACUAUAAAUUCUCCUCCCUGCCCAGUAGGGGGCAGUAUGCUUAUGUAAAUCACCAAAAACAGAAGAAGAACUCUUAUGAGAGAAGAGUGCUUAUGAAAGUGAAAGUGGAGAUUUAUAGUAAAAAAUGACUUAAUUAUUGAUCUGUUUCUCACCGCUUCUCAUUUACUUGCAUUGAAUGGACCAACAGUUCUUCUAAACAUCUUCAUUCAUGUUCUGCAAAAGAAAGUCAUACACAUCUGGGAUGGCAUGAGGAUGAGGAAAUGAUCAAAUAUCCCUUUAACAUUCACUUAUUUUUACAACACAUACAAUGAUGUCUUAUGACAAAGUGAAAAUCGUAGUGAAUGCCGUAUGUGGUAUAAUGACAGAGAGAGCUUAAAUAAUUUUCAAGUAAUUACAUAUAUUGCAUAUUUUUGCUGUGAUCUUGUUUUAUUGUUAUCAUCUUCACUUCCAAUCCCCCUUUUGGGUGUGGGCUGACUUGGACAUGACAUCCCGGGCUGAAUAUGAAUCCCACUCUGGCCCUGGUAUUUUAUUUACAACCCCAGUUCCAAAAAUGUUGGGACAAUAUGGAAAAUGCUAAUAAAAACAAAAAGGAGUGAUUUUUGUAAAUUCUGUUCACCCUGUGCUAUAUUGAAAACACUACAACAACAGAUUAUUUGCUUUUUUUACCUUGCAAAUUAAAUUAAAACUUGUCCCAUG
Myxocyprinus asiaticus (Chinese sucker) is the source of this 4607-nucleotide messenger RNA. It is a transcript of the gene mtx1b, whose product is annotated as metaxin 1b. The record is from RefSeq and is a predicted model, not a curated record. The transcript has 8 exons. Lineage: Eukaryota; Metazoa; Chordata; Actinopteri; Cypriniformes; Catostomidae. Gene Ontology annotation, biological process: mitochondrion organization. Gene Ontology annotation, cellular component: SAM complex. Bases 22 to 972 code for a protein of 316 amino acids.